CCGUGCAUUUUUGGAGCGAUACCCAUCCAAUAUUCAUUGAUUAUACAAUAUUCAUAAUAAAUUUGGUCUUGUGAGGAAUUCGUAUUCUUCGUGCGCACAUGUAACAAUUUUUCGAGAAGUAUGAGAUCACAGGAGGAGGACCUUGUUAUAUCGCGUUUUCUCGAUAUCACACGUGUUGGUUAACUUUUUCCUAUAUUCUUUACGGUCUUUUCGGUAACUCCCUGGUAGAUCAGCUUGAUAACUUAUGCGUUGACGCAGUAUUCAUCGAUGUUCAUAGCGAUGAUGGAAGUAGAUCAAGGCAACUUUGAAAACGGUAUCCAAAGACUGAGUUGUAUUAUGCCACGGAAUAGUUGUGUGACAGUACCAAAGGCAGUUGAGGCGAUAGAAGCCAACAUUGAUCAUUUUCGCACAAAUGCCUUCCCCAAGAGCACUGACAAAUUAUGGAGAGAGAUGAGUGAACACUGUUGUAACAAAAAAUGGAAACCUCUCACUUGGUAUGCAAAUGUAACUGAGGAUAGACGUGAAAUUUUGACUAUUGCUCGACGGAAUAAGAAUGUCAACGUACCUGCUUCUCAACCUGCUCCAACUAUUGACGAGACUCUGAAUGCUUCACGGGAUGAGAGGUCGUACCAGGAGGAAACAAAUUCCGAAGUGGAUGAAAAUGCAACAACAUUCACCUUAACUUUAACGCCAGCGGACCAGAGGACCACCCACACCCUGAGGCCACACGUAUGGACAAAUGUUAUCAGUGAUUUAUUUUAUCAGGAACAUCGUCUGCCCUGUGCAUUUACCUUCAAAAGAGGAGACGUUUAUACGUCACAUGACAGGAAACAUUUUAUUAAAAUUGUUGGAUAUUGUCUUGAUGAGAAGUGCGCCAAUCGUUUUGUAGGCAUUGCAGUCCAUGUAAUGGCGAGAAGAGGAGAAUGGUCGGGAGGACAGCUCUAG
Molecule: messenger RNA, 945 nt
Organism: Diachasmimorpha longicaudata
Lineage: Eukaryota; Metazoa; Arthropoda; Insecta; Hymenoptera; Braconidae
Exons: 3
Coding region: 268-945 (225 amino acids)
Source: RefSeq, a predicted model, not a curated record